AUGGAGAGACCUGAACAGCCAUCGACUCGAAGUGGCGAAUGCCCUUCUCCUCCCGCUCGAUCAUUGUCUACCGCUGGACAAGACCAAACUUCCCAAGCAUCCAAAGAUUCCAGCCGUGACUCCUACGGCACGUUCUCGGGCGUUGUCAAGGAACAACCCACUUUUGGAAGUCCCGAGGAUAUGAAAUAUCAAUUGAGGAUUUUGCCUCAAAGAGAGACUUCUGAAGGGGCUUCUACGAGACUAUUUGCUCCAUGUACCUCGCCUUCCGAAGUCUCACAAGAUGGAACUUCAUCAUCCGUCGACCCCGGCAAAGAUGAUCUCACUGGAUUGACCUUGCGACCCACUACCAGAUAUACAGCUGCUUCCACCUCCUCAAUUGGCGAUACCAAGUACAUCUUCAACAAGGAGGAAUUAUCAUCCUAUAUGAACACACUGAAAAGACAACUUGGUAAAUUCACUGUAGACAACGAGGCUCGUAAGAAUUCUGUGGAAGGUCUGGUGAGGGACUGUGACGUGAUCACAAAAUCGAUCGGAGAAUCUUCCACAUUUAAAAAAGAGAACCUGGCUCAAUUAUCCGAGUCUUCACAAAACCUUUUGAAGGUGAUCCAAGAUGAAAAGAGUGGUUAUUUCGAAUUUCGAGAUUCGAUCACAUCCCUUCGCAGGAAAGUUGAAGAGCUUGGUUUGACCCCUAGACAAGAAGUAUCACUCAUCAACUUGUCCAAAGAUCGUCCGGAGGGGGAAGGCCCGUGUACAGGCUGUAUAAGUGAUUUCCUAGAUGGACUGGAGAAUAACGAACUUCCCAAUGUUGGUCUUUGUGCAGCAGGGUGCUGUUGGACGAUCUGCGCAGUGAGCUUCUCAGUUGCUUCGGCGCUGUUCGUACUCACGGGCAAAUCAGAAUCCUUUUGGUCUCUCAGGUAG
This is a messenger RNA of Kwoniella mangroviensis CBS 8507, 918 nucleotides long. RefSeq lists its product as uncharacterized. The transcript has 3 exons. The record is from RefSeq and is a predicted model, not a curated record. Bases 1 to 918 code for a protein of 305 amino acids. Lineage: Eukaryota; Fungi; Basidiomycota; Tremellomycetes; Tremellales; Cryptococcaceae.